GUGUGUUGUUGAGCGAUACAAAUAUCAUCACUAGCACAGUUUCCAUGGAAGAAGUAACUUUUAAAAUUUCUUUUAUAAGCAUUAUUUUUGAACGAAUUUACAUACGUUAGCUUUUUGACACCAGCUGGAUCGUCUAGAGUAAGCAUUUUUGUAGAUUUAGUUUCCAUUUUGGCUUCAUGUUACACACAUCGCCCACAUUUUCUUAUAAGUAAAAAUCUGAAAUAUGGAUCAACUAGUAGCUGUUCUCUCGACCCACAAGGUGACAGAUAAAGGCGCUACGUCGUCUACAUCGUCUUCCUCUGCUUCGGCAGCUUCAUCUAGCACAACACUCCCGGACUUAUCCGCGUCGCGCCUCUUGAAGAGGCAGCUCAGACCCGUGAUAAUAAGAAACAAAGGUGGAGCUUCAACAUUGAAGAGAAUCAAGGUGGAGACUUUACCGAAGAGUAACAAGCUGCUGGAUGAGGAAGAAGCGAAGAAAGAGGGUCUCCCCUCCAUCGAGGCCAGUGCUGCGGACCCUACUAACAUGAACAUCUCGCAAAUAGUGAUAGCCUUGCGGAGUAUGGUGAGAGCUAGGAGCGCGCCUGGCCUGGUGUUUGAAGAUUCGGCCAGGACCAAGAUAGCCAAGCUUCAGAAAGCUGGCCCUUACGCCGCGAGGUUGGCGGUGAGCAAGAAUAUGAUGAACCUCAGAGGGGAAUCGGUCCGCGAUUCUACGUGGGACUCUUAUCUUUCG
Amoebophrya sp. A25 is the source of this 730-nucleotide messenger RNA. The record is from the annotation of a GenBank genome assembly. NCBI's taxonomy places the organism in Eukaryota, Dinophyceae, Syndiniales, Amoebophryaceae.